Messenger RNA from Perca flavescens (yellow perch), 1279 nucleotides. RefSeq names its product high mobility group box 1b (gene hmgb1b). The transcript has 5 exons. Gene Ontology annotation, biological process: regulation of transcription by RNA polymerase II. Gene Ontology annotation, molecular function: DNA binding. Gene Ontology annotation, cellular component: nucleus. Lineage: Eukaryota; Metazoa; Chordata; Actinopteri; Perciformes; Percidae. The coding region runs from base 270 to 854 and encodes 194 amino acids. The record is from RefSeq and is a predicted model, not a curated record.
GGCUAUUCGACAUUCAAGUUUAGCGCCACCGCCCCGUCGUGUUUUGGACAACCAACUGUACUACUUGCAACAAGCAGGACUGAGACAGCGAGUGUCCAAUAAGGUACUCCAAGGAGUUGACGGCAGCCAAUGUUCAACAGCCGGAGCCCGACACACAAGACAAACACAGAGGCAUCCUCACAGCCGAGAGACCGCGCACCGACAGACGGUGCUUCUUCUUCCAUUGUUUGAUACGUACCGACGUAAAGCUGGCUUCAGGGCGAUCCAAGAUGGGAAAGGAUCUGAGGAAGCCGAAAGGCAAAAUGUCCUCAUAUGCCUACUUUGUGCAAACAUGCAGAGAGGAGCAUAAGAAGAAACAUCCUGAAGCGUCUGUCAACUUUGCAGAGUUCUCCAAGAAAUGCUCUGAGCGAUGGAAGACAAUGUCACAGAAAGAAAGAGGCAAUUUUGAAGAUAUGGCCAAACAGGACAAGGUGCGUUAUGAGAGGGAAAUGAAGAAUUAUGAUCCCCCCAAGGGCCAGAAGAGGAAGCGAUUCAAGGACCCUAAUGCCCCCAAGAGGCCACCGUCUGCAUUCUUCAUAUUCUGCGCAGACUUUCGCCCCAAGGUAAAAAGCGAGCAUCCUGGACUCACCAUUGGGGACACGGCAAAGAAGUUGGGAGAGAUGUGGAACAGCUCAUCAGCAGAGAACAAGCAGCCGUAUGAGAGGAAGGCUGCCAAGUUGAAGGAGAAAUAUGACAAGGAUAUCGUUGCUUACCGUACAAAGGGUACAGUGGAAACGGCAUCUGCUGCUGCAGCAGAUGAUGAUGACGACGAUGAAGAGGAAGAUGACGACGACGAUGAUGACGACGAUGAAUAGAUUGCCUAGGCAUGGGACCUGAAGUUUUGUUUAUGCCAUAUAACCCUAAUAUACUCCAUACACCAUCUUGAAAUAUGAGUCAGACUGACAAGAACAUGUGUAUAUUUAAUGUUUUUAAGAUGUACAGUGUUAUUUUUCUUUUUUUGUAAAGUUAACACUACAUAUCUUAAGUUUGAGAUUUUCUAGUGGUAGUUCUUUAUCCCCUGCCAUAUUAGGAGGCCUAAACAUCGAAAUGAAAGAAACUAGUCUUUAGGUGUUACAACUCACAAAUGAGAUUUCUGAGUUGGUAGUGUAUUUUUCUUCAUUUGAAAAAUAUUUUUUUAUGUGCUGUACCGAUGUCUUUUUAUUGUUCUUUGAAUACCACUCUAAUAUCAAAAACAGCUGUUGACAUUCAAGAAUGUCUUCAAUAAAGGUCGUUUUUUUUU